Molecule: messenger RNA, 5368 nt
Organism: Trichosurus vulpecula (common brushtail)
Lineage: Eukaryota; Metazoa; Chordata; Mammalia; Diprotodontia; Phalangeridae
Product: zinc finger protein OZF-like
Exons: 4
Coding region: 2705-4231 (508 amino acids)
Biological process (GO): regulation of transcription by RNA polymerase II
Molecular function (GO): RNA polymerase II cis-regulatory region sequence-specific DNA binding; DNA-binding transcription factor activity
Source: RefSeq, a predicted model, not a curated record
AGGCAGGCGGCGCCGGGGGUAAGGGAGAGGGACACGCUGUAGAUAGUUUCUUGGUGCGGUCCCUGCCUUGCCUAGGAGAUUGAAGGGGGUGACUGAGGAGCAGUAGAGGUCUGGGCUGCUUAGGAGCUCCGGGAGCCGAAACUCGCGGGCCUGGAAGAAGGAGAUCCUGUAGCAGGUCAGGCGAGUCUCGCGUCCCCUGUGUCGGAGGGACUCGCACUAGGAGCAGCCUCCAUCGUCCUGCAGUCCGGGGUCCUGGGGAAGAGCUCUCCACACCCGACCAGAGCCCCUCUGCCGGUCCCCCUCCCCGCGGGAAGGUGGACGGAGCGGUAAAGCUGCGUGAUCCCGGAGCUCCCGACGGGCCUUUGCUCCUGCCCCUCCAGACGGUCCCGGGACCCAAGGACACGAGGCGCCUGUUCUCGGGGUCCCGAAGCCGGGCUUGGGCUGUUUCAGAGACACCCCAGGGGCGGAUCUCGGGGUGCCCAGGGAGCCUGUCCCGUGCUGGGGCCCCGGAGCCUUGGAGCCCCUGUCGUCCGCCUCCUGCUCCAGCGUCCCGAGCCAGGGGGACAGUGUGACCUUCCCAUGCUCCCCAACGAGGCGGGCCCUGUCCGGAGGGGAAGGCUGCCCACGCCCGCUGCAGGUCCCGCCCGACCUCCCCGCGAGCCUUCCGAGGGGCUGGAGGGGAGACACCCGGCUUCAGGGGAGCGGAGUGGAGGCUUCCCUGGACGAAAGGCCGGAGACCGCCCGCUGUGACCCACGUGGGGUACCAGAAAGGACGGGGUCAGGAGGUCCAGGAGCCCCCUGGCUGGAGGUCCCGGGCGGGGUCGUCGGGAAUGAGGUCACGAACUCAAGCAGGACUGAAAGAGUCCAGUUGGCCAAAGUGUAUUGUCUGCGCUUCACGGGGGCCAGAGUUCUUAGGGAGCCUGCGUCCUAAGGGGGACAUUAAAUGUUUAUUCGGCUGUUCUAGAGUAAAAGGGACCAUGUGUGCAAAUAGGUGAUUGAGAGAGUUCCUGAGUGGUGAAGGAGUGGUCAGUUCUUAAAGGAACAGGCACCUUUAGUAUCUACUACAGGCCUUUGAUGCAGAAUUCUCUGGGAAAUGGGGGAGCUGGGGAGGGGGGAUGUUAUGCCAGAAACGUCACUAAGUCUCUAACGGUCAGGGCUGACUGAGGACUGCCCAGGCUGCCCCCAUAGAUGUCCAUUUAGGCAAGGUAGAUGUAGGGAGUGUACACCUAUCUAAGUCUAGGAGACCUGUGAGAGGUCAGUGAGUAGUAAAUACCUCUAUGGGGCAGUGCACAGCCAGGUCAGAAUAGUGAAUCCUGCAGGUGCAGCAGGCCGCUGUGUAAGGAAGAGAUAGAAGUGUUUGCUAGGGCUUGCUGUGCUUGGGGGGAGAGAAACUGCCAGGACACUGUGUAGAGGCUAGGGAGAGAUGGGAUUUUGGAAUUGGGGUCCCAGUACAGGCCCCCAAUCACCCCAUCAGACCCAGGUGUCCCAACUCCCAGCCCCUACCUGCUGGCUUCACACCCAGGACGCUAAGGAUCUAGGAGUUCUGCCUGCUCUGAGGACCCCUCCUUGAAUACAAGAAGCAAAGCUCUUUCCUGGCCCCUUAACUGGACCCACAGCUGUUGGGCUGCUUCCCUCUCAUAUCCCUGUCUCCACUUUCCCUUUAGAGGUUCUGAGCCUAAGCUUUACCAGGAUCCCAGGAGUCCUCCCUGGGUCCCAGUUAGACCUCAGAACACAAUGCUCUGGCGUUCCCAGACUGUCCACCUGGAACUCAUCUGUCACUCUAGGGACCCUGACCUCCCUGCCAGUGUUAGACUGUCUUCUGUCCCAGACCCCAGGCUCCUGCUUCCCUGCCCCCACACCUCUCAGAGCCCUCAGGUCCCAUGCAGAGGGCUGAAUCACAUUCUGGGUUUUCUCUUCCAGCCUCAGACUUCCCUGGUCAUUCUCUGGUGGCUCCAUUCUGGAGCCUGCCCUAUAGAUCUCUGACUGCUCUCAUCCCAUCUGGGCUCCCCAAUUGUCCUCUUCUCCUCGGGGCUCUGUAGGAGAUGGAGAGGGGAGAGGGAGAGGAGUAAGACAGAGGGAGGGAAGUAGUCUUCCUGUUCAGACCCUCCUCAUUUCCAAGCCUGACCCUCCUUGCUACCUCCCUCCCUCUAUAGGUUGGAGUCUUUCCCUUGAGGGCAGGGCCUGGCCCUCUGUAAAUCCCAUUUUGGCAGCCUAGUGCCCAGGAGGAGAAGGGAAAGACCUCUCCCUGUCUGGGAUCCUUCUCCCUCCCCAGAUCAGUCUGCAGACAACCAAGGACUGGCCCAAGAAGGUAUUGGAUCAAAUCCUCACACCAAAAUAGGAGGGAAAAUAGAAGAUUUAUUAUAAGGUACAACAAAUAGCAAUCACCCAGAAUAUGAAUACAAAGGAAGGUUGCCUGGGAUUAAGGUUACAGGUGGGGCAGAUGGCCUUUUCUGUGCAGAGGUAAAGGAGGGAAAAGUUUCCCUGUGGCUCCAGGGUGUCUCCUGGUUAUCAGAAAGGCUUAGAAUUGGGACACUCCGUGCUUAGGUGGGACAUCUGUGAAGAAGAGCUUUGGCUGUGGGGACAUAGAAGGUGGAGAGCAGGUCCCUGAGGUAGAUAAUGUUCAGGGAUGAGAUAGAGAAACUUUACAAAAUGGAGUCACUUUGGUUCCUUUGCUCCCUACACAGGGAGCCUGGAUUCAGAGGGAAUGGCCCGAGGGAGCAGCCAAGCCCCAGCCCAGGAGACAGUGACCUUUAAGGAUGUGGCUGUGGACUUCACCCAGGAGGAGUGGGGCCUCUUGGACCAUCCUCAGAAGGAGUUGUACAAGGAGGUCAUGGUGGAGAAUGCCCGGAACCUGCUCUCCCUGGGACUUCCAGCUCCCAGAGAAGAUGUGAUCUCCUAUUUUGAGCAAAGGGAAGCAGCAUGGAUGCUGGAGCAAGAAGGCCCAAGGAGCCUGUGUCCAGAAGGAGAGAUCAGACUUGAAAUGAAGAAGACUCCUGUAGUCCUAAACCUUUCUGUGGAAGAAAUUCAGGAACAAAGAUUCAUGGGUGAUGGUCCCUGUGACAUCACUGGGAGAGAAAUCCGUGCCCUUCAUCAGGGAAUCCACACUGGGGAGAAAGCUUAUGAAUGCAAUCAGUGUGGAAAGGCUUUCAGAGAGAAUGCCACAUUUGCUAUACAUGAAAGAAUUCACCCUGGAGAGAAGCCUUAUGAAUGUAGUCAGUGUGGAAAGACUUUCAGAGUAAGUGCCAGUCUUGUUUAUCAUCAGAGAAUCCAUACUGGAGAGAAGCCUUACAAAUGUAAUCAGUGUGGAAAGACUUUCAGAGGAAGCUCCAAUCUUGUAACUCAUCAGAGAAUCCACACUGGAGAGAAGCCUUACAAAUGUAAUCUGUGUGGAAAGACUUUCAGAGGAAGGUCCAAUCUUGUAACUCAUCAGAGAAUCCACACUGGAGAGAAACCUUAUGAAUGCAAUCAGUGUAGUAUGGCUUUUACACAGAGGGCCUAUCUUACCUAUCAUCAGAGAAUCCACACUGGAGAGAAACCUUGUGAAUGUAAUCAUUGUGGAAAGACCUUUAGAUGCAGCUCCAUUCUAUCUAAACAUCAGAAAAUCCACAGUGGAGAGAAACCUUAUGAAUGUAAUCAAUGUGGAAAAUCUUUUAGUGUCAGCUCCAAUCUAGUUAAACAUCAGAGAAUCCACACUGGAGAGAAACGUUACGAAUGUAAUCAGUGUGGAAAGACUUUCAGAGUAAGUACCAGUCUUGUUUAUCAUCAGAGAAUCCAUGCUGGAGAGAAACCUUAUGAAUGUAAUCAGUGUGGAAAAUCUUUUAGUGCCAGCUCCAAUCUAGCUAAACAUCGGAGAAUCCACACUGGAGAGAAACCUUAUGAAUGUAAUCAGUGUGGAAAGACUUUCAGAGUAAGUACCAGUCUUGUUUGUCAUCAGAGAAUCCAUGCUGGAGAGAAACCUUAUGAAUGUAAUCAGUGUGGAAAGGCUUUUAGAGUCAGCUCCAAUCUAGCUCACCAUCGGAGAAUCCACGCUGGAGAGAAACCUUAUGAAUGUAAUCAGUGUGGAAAGGCCUUUACCCAGAGGGCCGAUCUUACCAUACAUCAGAGAAGCCACACUGGAGAGAAACCUUAUGAAUGCAAUCAGUGUGGAAAGGCUUUUAAGGGGAGGGCUUAUCUUAAAGUACAUCAGAAAAUCCACACUGGAGAGAAACCUUUUGUACUGUUAAUGGAAUAGGAAGAUCUUUUGCAACUAUUAAUAGGGCUGUGUGACGUACUUUCAAUCAAGUCACAGGAGCUUGUGUGGGAGGAGCUUGCUGAACAUGUGGAGCAGGAAGAAUGGGUGAGGCAGAGCUGGGAGAAAAAUCAGGCAGAGAGGCAAAGCACCUAGCUGGAGUGAGAGAGGGACUUUGUUGCCUAAGCGAGCUUGUUGGUGGGGAGGCCUUAUGGAGGGAAGGCUUGGGGAUGGCAGUGCUUCCUGCAUUGGCAACGUGUACCAACUUCUUUGUUACUGUGGUGGGUUUGUCUUUCUGGUAUCUGAAUAAAUAUCCACGUUUCAUCUUUGAGGAAGAGAGUCUGUUAUAUUUUGCAAUUCUGACCUGGAAAUAUGCCUGCGUGUUCAUAGUUUGCUGCUGUGGGUAUGGCGUUGGCGAUCCACCUUUUGAAUGUAAUCAGUGGUGAAAGGCUUUCAGAGGCAGCUGCAGUCUACUAAACAUCAGAGAAUCCACAGAGGAAAAAAUUCAAUCCAUGUGGUAAAGACUUCAAACAAAAGCAGUCCUCUUUUCACAUGAGAGAAUUCAUUUAAGAUAUAAAUCUCAUCACUGACAUGAUUGAGGAGAGGCAUGUAAAUGGAGUAUGGAGCUUUGUAGAUAGCAGAAAAGUCUGCAUACAAGCCAUUCAUGGACUCAGUUUGAAGAUGGCUUCAUCUCUUAUUCUCCCAUCAGAGGAUUGUGUUAACCAGAUUUUUACUGAGCAAGUCUCUAACCUGAGAAUGCUUGCAGCCACACAAAGCAGGCCUAGAAACUGGAGUGCCAGUAAUCAAGUUGUUUAAUCAGUGUCAGAGUGAGGAAUGUUCCCUUAGUUGAAGUAAAAACAUAGGUUUUAUACUUAAGUCACAACUAGGGAAAGAGUGGGGAAGGUGGGUUACAAUCUUUUAGUGGUUUCCCAUGAGAAAGCCACAAGUCCCACAACACAACAGUUCUGGAGUCAUGUCUUUGGGGGUGGUGACCACCUGCCCUAAAGGAGAGAACCAGAGUUCUGUGAGGGGAACAGGUUCUAGAAUAUUUGAUUCACUUCACUGAAGAUCCAAUGAUUGUGACCCUUGUCAGAGUUUUGAUUAAUCAGUUCUAGCUGCAUUGUUAGGUCUUGACUCCCA